This is a messenger RNA of Sabethes cyaneus, 986 nucleotides long. RefSeq names its product 17-beta-hydroxysteroid dehydrogenase 13-like. Gene Ontology annotation, molecular function: oxidoreductase activity, acting on the CH-OH group of donors, NAD or NADP as acceptor. The coding region runs from base 1 to 966 and encodes 321 amino acids. The transcript has 5 exons. Lineage: Eukaryota; Metazoa; Arthropoda; Insecta; Diptera; Culicidae. Gene Ontology annotation, cellular component: lipid droplet. The record is from RefSeq and is a predicted model, not a curated record.
AUGUUGCAAGUUGAGGUUCAUUGUGAAGGAGGUUCAACAAAGAAUCCUUUCAUGAAUGCCCUGUUAGAAGUAUUGUCAGUGAUUGCGGAUGUGAUAAAAGUGAUAUGUUUCGGGUUACCAAUUCUACUGAAUCAUAUUUUUCGGACACUGUUUCCACCAAAACGAAAAGAUGUUUCCGGUCAAACCGUGCUGAUCAGCGGUGGGGGCAAUGGCUUAGGCAGAGCCCUGGCUGUGGAAUUCGCUAAUCGGGGAUGUAAUGUAAUUGUGGUGGAUAUCGAUCUUGCCGCGGCAGAACAUACGUGCGCCGAGCUAAGGAGGAAGCGAGUUGCUGCGUACGCCUAUCAAGUGGAUGUGUCGUCAUACGAGCAAGUGCAAACGUUGGCUGACGAUGUACACAAACACAUCGGACCAGUAGACAUUCUGGUCAAUAAUGCUGCGCUAGUGUACUUCGAUUUUUUGCAGAAUACGACCCCGGAUAUGGCGAGCCGUACGAUCGAUAUCAAUGUUAAAUCCCACAUGUGGACCACAAAAGUGUUUUUGGAAAAAAUGAUGGAACGGAGGCAGGGUCACAUAGUGGGCAUUUCGUCGAUGUCCGGUAUGUACGCAUUCCCUUGGGCUGUCGUUUACUCCACAUCCAAGUAUGCAGUCAACGGGUUUAUGGCCGCUAUCACAGAACAAUUGCGGCUGCAAGGCUACAGUAAUGACAUCCAGACAACUUGUGUGUGCCCGUACUACAUAGCUACCCGAAAAGAUAUUGUAGAUUUUUUGAAGAAACCACGAUUCAAACUGCUUACUACUGAACGUACGGCACGAGUCAUAAUCGACGGCAUAUUAAGAAAUCAGGUGACUAUUGCUAUUCCAUCAUUUUUUGAUCUCGGAGUUAGAAUAAUGCAGUUAUUUCCACUUAAAAUACAGCAGCUAGUUCGAGAUUAUAUAAUCAGAGAGCACGAAUUGAAUUCGGCCUGAUUUGGAGUAAGACUUUUGAU